CCUUAUCGGCCCGGAGAUUAUGCCACAUUAACGCGAAAAUAUUUAGGAUCAUUAUAUUGGUCAACGCUCACAUUAACGACCAUUGGUGAUCUACCGACGCCAGAGACUAAUGCCGAAUACAUAUUUACUAUAGUAAGUUACUUAAUUGGAGUCUUCAUCUUCGCAACAAUUGUAGGACAAGUUGGCAAUGUGAUAACUAACCGAAAUGCUAACAGACUAGAAUUUGAACGACUUUUAGAUGGAGCCAAGACUUACAUGAGGCAUCAUAAGGUGCCUGGUGGAAUGAAGCGGAGAGUGUUGAGGUGGUACGAUUACUCGUGGUCCAGAGGACGAAUACAAGGAGGAGGAGACAUCAAUACAGCUCUCGGUCUGCUUCCAGAUAAACUCAAAACUGAGCUAGCCUUACAUGUCAAUUUAACCGUUUUGAAAAAAGUAACAAUAUUCCAAGAGUGCCAACCGGAAUUCCUGAGAGAUUUGGUCCUGAAAAUGAAGGCCUACAUAUUCACGCCGGGCGAUUCGAUAUGCAGGAAAGGUGAAGUGGCGAGAGAGAUGUUCAUCAUCGCCGACGGAAUCCUUGAGGUUAUCAGCGAGCACGGCAAAGUGCUCACGACGAUGAAAGCCGGUGAUUUUUUUGGAGAAAUCGGAAUCCUGAAUUUGGACGGAUUGAACAAACGAACAGCUGACGUACGCUCUGUAGGAUACUCGGAAUUGUUCUCCUUAUCGCGCGAAGACGUUUUAAACGCCAUGAAAGACUAUCCCGAAGCGCAGGAAAUCUUGCAAGCUUUAGGACGAAAAAGACUCAUGGAAGUCAAAGCGUCUGCACGCCAGCCUCCUCACAAAGAACAUCAUCACGGUCAUGGUCACGGUACCGAAAAGGGAUUGGUUGACAAAAUCAAAAGUGAAGCUAAGGGCCUAAGGAAUGCUUUAAAGAAAUCUAAAACUCAUCGUAGAUCCGAAGAGUCCUUGGAACUGCAACCACUCCAUCCGCCCAACCACAACAACAAGGCGACAUUGAAGAGGAUGUCCAGGGUGAAAUCGCACGACCUUAGCCAGGAAGAGGGAGAAAGGAGGGAAACUAGUGCCUGCGAGCCGGUCAUUUCACCCAUAGGUGCCGGUCUUCCACUUCUACAAAGAUUAAAAUUGCUCAAAGAGAAGCAGGAUAACGAAGAAAGAGGAAAACGUGUCUCAUCGCCUACAAUGUUGUCGCCAACGUCUUCCAUGCUACGUUCACCACCUCCGAUCAGCGAUGAAACGAUAGGAGCCGGUUUGCCUCUUCUUCAGCGGAUCCUGAUGCUCAAAGCCAAGGAGGAUAAAGCGAAAGCUGGAGCUAAACCCGUGACAUCAUCGACUAAAAGCGUCACGGGGCAGCUGUUCAGUGGAAUGAGCUUGGGAAAAGCGCCUUCACAAAACCAACAAAUGACGCCCUUGUUGAACGCCCUCACCGGAAGAACGUCAAUUUCCGGUCCGACGAAGGGUCCUUUGUCGAUAGUUACUUCCAAAGCAGCUGCUCCGGUUAAACUACUCAAUAAUAAAAUUUCCUUUAGAGAUAGAAUAAAACUGGCAACCGGUGCAAAAGAAAAAGAUCCCAGCAUCAAAGAAACUCUCCUAAAAGACAGUGACUUGUCGUCCAUAAUAGACACUACCUUAGUGAGAUUAGUGCCCCAGCAACCGUCCAAUGACAAUAACCAACAAACCGUUGACGCAACAAAAAUAACAAUUACGACGUCAACAACAACAGCAACCCAAACUAUCAAUUCAAACGUAAUCCCAAGUGCGGUCGAAAAUAAUAAUAAUCCGAUUAACGGUAGUGAUACGGCGAACAAUAAAACUUGCAGCGAACUCGAAAAAAUCGACAGUAACGACAAAAACGAAGCCCACUGGUCGAAACUAAAAAAAGCGGCCAUUUCGAAAGACGUGGAAUCCUCCAGUCCCCUGACGGCGUCAAAGGAUGCUAGUCCUGACGAUUGCGCGAGUACGGAUGAUGUCGAAAUAACAACAACAGCUGUUACGACAGAAAAGCCAAAACCGAAGCCUAAUUUAUUCCUAUCGAGAAGGACGAAACAUUACAGAUCCAUCGACGAUCUAUCGCCCGAAUAUGGGCCCCUCCCUUUCGUAAAAAAGCUCAAAAUCCUCAACGAACGACAAAAGUUGGAGGAACUCGAACUGGUCAUGAAGACCAGGAGCUUCUCCUUGGACAUACCCGAUAAUCAAAGCAUUGACAGUGACACUCUGACUAGGUCUCACUCCGAGGGGUCCAGUAUGCACGAACAAAAGAAGUCGGAUAAGAAUUUCUUGACGACGCCGCUGGCAGCCAGUCCGUUGCAUUCGUCCAACGAGUCCAACGAGACGUUGGAGAGGAGAAAUUUGAAGUCGAUUCUGAAGAAGUUGUCCGAGGAUACCAAGGAAAAGGAAAUCAAGGAAGCGGCCACUAUGCCGGAGAAGAUCGAUUCCACUGAAUUCAAGCGAUUAAUGAGGGCUCCAACAAUAGAGGGAUACGCUGCCAGACACAGUAAGUUAUCGAAAAGCGUGACCUUUAACAGGGAUACUCUACAGAGUCCUCCGAAUAGCGCGACGUUGACAGGCGAGACUCAGCAAAAUUUAUUUCCCAUCGUUGGUACACCUUUAGAUAAUUGUUUGGACGAACCGGAACAGAACAACCAAAUAGAAAUAGAAAACCAGAUCGUGCCUAAUAAAGCGAAUCACCAAGUUAAACUUCACAAAGGUUCCUUAGAAGACGAACAGCAAUAUUUCGCGGACAUCUUGAUGGCCAUUAAGCAAGUAAUGAGCGCUCAUCUCCACGAGAUACAGGGAAAGUACCAGCAAAAAUUCGAAAAGUUGGAGGAGGAAGUCAGGACUAAAGACGAAAUUAUUACGCAACUCCAAGCACAUAUCUCUGAGUUGGAGCAAGCCAACGAAGAUUCCUUUACUCCGAGCGAUUCCCUAGAUACGGUAAUUAGUAGAGAAAGGCAAUCUUGGGAGGAUCCAUCCCACGACGAACAAGAAGAAUUAGAAGAACUACCCCGUCCAAUUCAUGCAUGGUCUUCUUCUUCUUCCCUUCCUCCGCAUAAUGUAGUUUUGGACAUCGACUCAACGACAGAUACCGAAUCGAAUGCAGGAGAGACAUCGGAACCCGAAGAGACCGAAGACGAUGACGGCGAAUACGAAAACUCGAGCAAAAAUUGGGAAAUUGAACUGUUGGCAGCACAAAUGCGGGAACGGCGGUCCGCCAGCUUAGAUCAAACGUCCGGCAGACCGUUUCUGAAGAAACGUUUCGUCAAGGGCUCGUCAAUGGACCACGAUUGAUAUUUAGUUUUAUUGUAUCGUGAUAAGUAUCUAUUAAUGACACGGUUCAUUUUCGUUAAAGACAAACAAAAAAAACACCACAAAGUCGUAGAAUAAGUCGGAAUUUUUGUGAUUUUUAUUUUUUCCAUUUUUGUAUAAUAAAAUGAUUGUAAAUGCGAUAAGAAAUGAAAUUGGGACGGUAUUCGAUAAAAUUGGUACAAAAACGUUAUAGAAUCGAUAAAAUAGAUAAAAAAACGAUAAGAACAAAUUAAUGAUAAAAAAACUACAAAAAUGUCAAAAAAGUCAGAAAUCGAGACACCAAUGGAAAUAAAAUUACAUCAUAAUAAUUUUAUCAAUAUCCAUUUUUCAUACUUUUUAAGAAAUUUAAACAAAUUGUACGGAAUCGUAGAAAGACCGUAAAAUAUGUUUUUCUCACAAAUUUUUAAAAUAAUACUUGCAACUCAAAAUAAUAUAUUAUUUUGAGAAUGAUUUUCCUGACUCGUAACUCAGAAAUAUAGAAUUUUUCGAUUUACAACUAAGAUAAAUAAAGAAAUCGAUUUUUCUAACUUGAAAAUCAAUAUAAUAAGUUAUUUCGACUUAGAACUCAGAUAAAUUAAUGUUUUACCUCAAAUUCAGAAAAAUAGUUCAUUACCACUAAGAAUCUC
Messenger RNA from Psylliodes chrysocephalus, 3947 nucleotides. NCBI's taxonomy places the organism in Eukaryota, Metazoa, Arthropoda, Insecta, Coleoptera, Chrysomelidae. The record is from the annotation of a GenBank genome assembly.